Messenger RNA from Elephantulus edwardii (Cape elephant shrew), 945 nucleotides. Its product is annotated as olfactory receptor 8S1-like. The record is from RefSeq and is a predicted model, not a curated record. The transcript has a single exon. Lineage: Eukaryota; Metazoa; Chordata; Mammalia; Macroscelidea; Macroscelididae. The coding region runs from base 1 to 945 and encodes 314 amino acids. Gene Ontology annotation, biological process: G protein-coupled receptor signaling pathway. Gene Ontology annotation, cellular component: membrane. Gene Ontology annotation, molecular function: G protein-coupled receptor activity; olfactory receptor activity.
AUGGAUGUGAGGAAUCACAGUACCAUCUUCGAGUUCAUCCUUCUUGGACUAUCUGCUGACCCUCAUGCCCAGGCUCUCCUCUUUGUUUUGUUCUUGAUAGUAUACCUCAUGACUCUUUUGGGGAACCUAGUAAUAUUUUUGGUCAUCAGGACAGAUUCUCACCUUCAUACACCCAUGUAUUUCUUCCUGAGCCACCUGUCUUUCUUGGACUUUUGCUUCUCCUCUGCCACAGUGCCCAACCUACUGAAGAAUCUCCUGUCACAGAAGAAAAUCAUCUCUGUGAAGGACUGUCUGGCUCAAGUCUUCUUUCUGUCAGAUUCUGGGGGCACUGAAGCCUGCCUUCUUUCAGUGAUGGCCUAUGACCGCUAUGUUGCCAUCUGCUACCCUCUGCUCUAUGGACAGAUAAUGAGUAACCAGCUCUGUAAGGGACUAGUUUGGGGCUCCUGGGUCCUGGGGUUUCUGGAUGCAUUUAUUAACAUCCUUCUAGCUAUGGACUUGGACUUCUGUGGUAAUCAGUGCAUUCCCCACUACAGCUGUGAGCUGCCCUCACUCUUCCCUCUGUCUUGCUCUGACGUCUCCAUCAACUUUACUGUUAUGCUCUGCUCCAGUCUCUUGCAUGGACUUGGAACCUGUGUUCUAAUAAUUUUCUCCUACACUUUUAUUGUCUCCACCAUUCUGAGCAUCAGUUCUUCUACAGGUAGAAGAAAAGCUUUCUCCACCUGCUUCUCCCACAUCACCACAGUGCUCCUGUUUUAUGGUUCAGCUGUUUUACGCUAUAGUACACCAAAUUCUGAUUCACCACUGGAGUUGAUCUUCUCUGUGCAGUACAGCGUGAUCACUCCCCUGCUGAAUCCUCUCAUCUACAGCCUGAAAAACAAUGAGGUAAAAACAGCUAUCAAAAGGAGUUUGAAAAAAUAUCUUCAGUAUUUCACAGAGAGAUGGUAG